This is a messenger RNA of Linum trigynum, 5035 nucleotides long. NCBI's taxonomy places the organism in Eukaryota, Viridiplantae, Streptophyta, Magnoliopsida, Malpighiales, Linaceae. The record is from the annotation of a GenBank genome assembly.
UUCUAGUCGGUUACGAGAAGUGUUACAAGAGCAAUUUUAUCCCAUACUACAACGUAUAAUCAAAAUUAAAAGUUGUUUAUGUUCAAAUUGAAAGAAUUGUAAUAAUAUUGGGGAGAUAAUGUAUUGUCGAGUUCAUUAUUUUUCAUGGUUUAGUUAGUAUAACUUAUUGGUAGUCUAUGAUAAAUGUCCGACUUCAAUUUUCUUUACUUUUGGAUUAAUUGUUCUUGUAUUGGUAAUAUUCAUAUGCAUACUUAUCUCAUAUUCAUUUUUAAUACCUAUAAUUAGGUCCUUCAUAUUACACAAUUAUUCACGAUUUACGUGAUUUCACCAAUUUCUUCUCAACUCCACCAUACCAAUUAAAUUACUAAAAACAAGAAUUCCUCCAUGGAUUUAUCAAAAUUAUUUCAGAUAAAAGAAAAUUUUCUUAAAGAUAAAUGGAAAAAAUGAAAAAUUAUACGAGAAACAAAAGAGGAGAAACAAAACAAAAUAAAAAGGAAUGAGAUCGUGUCAAGAGAGUUUCAGCCUCAAUUUCUAUCGCUCUUAUCUUCACUGUUCUUGUCCUGAACUGCAAUUUCCCUCUUUUUCUUACAACCAUCCACCAGCAACAGGCUUGUAGCUACUUAAGCCCACCGUCCACUCCUUGCUCGCCUUCCAAGAACUCCAACUUUCAAGCCGUUCCCGUGUUUUCUUUCUCCGCUGCUGCAGAACUGCAGUGCUACCUCCCUCGAUCUCUCCAAUGGGCGAUCGGCCAACUGGUAAACUAGAAGUUCCUUUUCUUACUUCCUUUUCAUUUCGUUUGUGGAAACUAUCUAAUGACGCUCUCUGCUCAGACCUUCUUGGUGCGCGCUUUUUGCUUCGUUCUCGCCUAUUUCUCGAGCUGAUUUGGCUUUGUUUGGGUCGCGUAUCCAUGGCGCGAACUACGACUGCUUCUUUCGUCUUUUCUCUGCGGUAGAGAUGAUUAGGUUUUUCUGUUAAGUUCUUGCGUCGAUCAUCUCUCCAUUUGGUCCGCUAGUCUUGAAACUGUGUGUUUGGCGGAGUCUUGUUAUUUUCCUUUCCCGUUACGGUGGGUUCUCUGGUUCGUUAGGGUUUCUAGAUAGCUUUUUCUGCACUGUUCUGGCUCGAUCUCUGCUUCGUUUCAGUUGGCAACUUGUUUCUUGUGCCGCUGGUGUUAAUUUGCGGUUCUGCUUCCAUUUUUGUUGGAUACUUGUUUGGAUGGAGAGUGAAUCCUCGCCUGUUGUCUCUCUAGUCUCUACUUCUACUUUCUGAUGGUUUGUGAGUUAUAAUUCGUGGAGUUCGUGAGGUUUUUGUGUUUCUUUUGUUUAAGGGCUGAAGUAGAGAGGAUGCGAUGGCUUAGAUUCGGUGGGGAUUUUGAAGUAAGAAGCACGGAAAUAGGCAGUCUCAAUAUGGAAGAGUCUUGCAAGGACAAUGGUUUUUUCAGAAACGAUAAUGGAAAUGCAGCAGGAGGAGCGACUGCUAUGAAGAAAGGAUGGUCUCUAUUGUUUCCGAUCAAGGUGAAUAAGCCUGAUAACGAGAAUCAAGCACAUCCUCCUAUGUCAAGGUCUGCAGAGUCGCCAAGUGCAGUCAGUUGCUCAGUCUGCAUGAGCAAAAGUUUCUGUAGAAUUGUUAGAUCACGGACGAGUCAAAUGAAUGAUAUGAUAAGCAGAGGAAAGCCAGAGAAAGUACAACCCAUAUUCGACAGUCUGAUUCAGGGAGGCCACAGACCAUCUCUAGUAACAUACACAACUCUCUUGACUUCCUUGACUCUGCAGAAGCGCUUCGACUCCAUAGCCUCUAUCGUCUCUCAGGUAGAGGGGAAUGCCUUGAAACCGGAUUCAGUAUUCUACAAUGCCCUGAUCAAUGCAUUUGCUGAAUCCGGGAACAUGGAGGAAGCCAUGAAAACUUUCUGGAAGAUGAAAGAGGAUGGGAUGAAACCUGAAACCAGCACUUACAACACCCUGGUUAAAGGCUAUGGCAUUGCCGGUAGACCGGAAGAAUCUACUAAGCUGGUGGAACUUAUGGCCAAGGAAGGAAACCAGAAACCGAAUCUCAGGACUUAUAAUGUUCUUGUUAGAGCAUGGUGUAACAAGAACAUCGAUCAGGCAUGGAAUAUAGUGAAUAAGAUGGUGGGUUCGGGGACUCGACCUGAUGCAGUUACUUAUAAUACAAUUGCAUCAGCUUAUGUGCAGCAAGGAGAGCCAAAGAAGGCUGAAGGUGUGAUUCCAGAGAUGCAGAAGCACGGUUUACAGCCUAAUGACAGAACUUGUGGUAUUAUCAUUAGUGGGUAUGUGAAAGAAGGAAGAGCAAGCGAAGCUCUGAGGUUUGUCUACGGAAUGAAGGAAUUUGACGUGUGCCCUAACCUUGUUGUUUUUAACUCGCUGAUCAAAGUCUUUCUUGACAAGAUGGAUAGAGCAGGGGUUGAUGAGGUCCUAGAGUUGAUGAAAAAAUUCAACGUGAAACCUGAUGUCAUUACAUUCAGUACUAUGAUGAACGCAUGGAGCACAGCAGGGUACAUGGACAAGUGCAGGGAAAUUUUUGAUGACAUGGUGAAUGCAGGAAUUCAAGCCGAUGCACAUGCAUACAGCAUUCUUGCCAAAGGCUAUGCUCGUGCAAAUAAGCCAGAGAAAGCGGAAGAGGUCUUUAAAUCCAUGAUCGAAUCAGGAAUCCCCCCGAAUGUCGUGAACUUCACAACUGUCAUCAGCGGAUGGUGCAGUGUUGGCAGAAUGGAUUCUGCAAUGAGGGUUUACAACCAGAUGUGUGAAUACGGUAUCUCUCCCAAUCUGAAGACAUUUGAGACCUUAAUCUGGGGAUACGGUGAAGCCAAACAGCCAUGGAAGGCAGAAGAGGUCCUCCAAAUCAUGAGAGAGUCUGGGGUGGAGCCUGAGAAGUCAACCCACUUGCUUGUCUCGGAAGCAUGGGCUGCCAGUGGACUAACAAAGAAAUCUGCUGCAGCAGAAGCAGAAGAAGAAAGCCUAGAGGAACUGUAUCAGAAGCAAAUCGCAACAGGUUCGUCUGGGUCGCUUAAGAAAGGCGGUAGGAUCGUGCUGAGAGACCCGACUGCUGAUUCUCCUCCUUCGACGGAAUGCUCGUGGCUAGGUACUAAACAGGUGAAUCUUUCUUACAGUUGUAAAUUCGGGUCGAGGUCGUCGAGGGUUGUGUGUCCGAAGCAGUGCCAGGUGCUGCGCUGCGGUGGUGUAUAUGGUCAGCUUGCACAGUCCUGUACAGUGGGAUUCCUGAACUGAAAAGAUGGUACAUGGAGAUCAAACAAAAGAAGAAAAAAAAGCACGCAUUUUUACUUGUAUCUGCAUUUUGGCAAAGGGGGGCAGGCAGAGGGGAACUUUGUGGUGUAGAUAGUUGAAAAAGGCCUUUCCCUAUCUGUGACCCUACUGAUUGUUGCGAAAUCCAGUUCUUCUUUCGCAUCUGUUGAUGAAAAUUUGCCGAAUCCGAAUUUGGAUGAAGUGAAAUCCGUACGCGGUUAAAUCGGGACUCUCUCUUUUGAUUGUUAAUACGAUUAUACGAGAUAUAAGAACUACUAUCGCUGAUGGUACUAUACCCUCAAUCGUGUUCAUACGAAAACUCAGUGAAAUAUCAAUUACUUUGUUGAACUUGUUAAAGCUCUGUGAAUUGCUUGAUUUCUCAAAUUUCUAAACUGCUCUUUGUCUCUUGUAUUCUUCCAUAUUUUCUUUGUUGUUUGUUCAUAGGUUAUUUGAUGAAUGGUUGCUUGCUUGUCAAAUUUCGUUGGUAUAAUAUUAAAGAACAGAUUAGACAAUAACAAUCAGAGUGGCGCAGCGGAAGCGUGGUGGGCCCAUAACCCACAGGUCCCUGGAUCGAAACCAGGCUCUGAUAAGUUUGUUUUAUGAACUGCUUUCCUGGCUUGAUAUUAAGCCACCUUGAGUUUAUUGGUGCUGUUUUGUCAAUCCAAUCCAUAAUAUCACACCGAGAAUUUUUCACAUUUUAAUCUGACUGUAACAAUGUUCUUGUAGUGGAUUCGUGUUAAUUCAUACAAACAGAAUCAUGGCUCCAAUUUCACAUCAAUCUGCAAACUUGUUCAGAAACACACCAAGCUUAAUUGGUAGCUCUGUGCUUUCACUUUUUCCUUGAUUUCCCAGUCACAGACGAUACUUCCCAGAUUACCUACUCGCAAGCUCCCUGGUAAGGCUGCUGAAGAUUGAGUCCAUUACCUGUUUGCAAUAACACAAAAAAUGGCCAUGAAAAUUUCACUGAUCAGUACUUUCAGAAAGCUUUUUGAAGGAAUAACAAGAUCCCACUUCUUCCAUGGCUGAAAAGAAUCAAACUUUUGGCUGUUGCUAGCUUAACUUCUCUAAUCUCUACUACAAAUUGACCAAAUAUCAGCACCUCGUGGAUCUUUUUUCCAGUACCAACUCAACUGCACUUGAUAACAACAAGGAAGAGAUGAAUAAAAAGCUCAUCGUGAAGAUUGGCUUUUGGAUCGAAUAGGGCCAUCGAUCAGAAAAAGGAGAAUUAACUUUACCUUGACAGGCACACUAAUGGCAAGCAAUCCAAAUAACAGCACCAGAGGCUACAACCGAGCAUUCCUGGGUAGGAACUCACCGGGUGUUGGAAUUUUAUGUUUUGAGAAACAGAUAGGAUUCGUGUGGUUGACUAAACAAAUUUGUCAUUUUUCUCGAUUAAUGUGGUAUGCAUGAUUCAGACCGUAUCGAACUAGAUUACACAGAUGUAAUCUGGUCUGAACAGUGUAAUAUUUAGUCUGGUUUCUGAUCUAUACUCCAACUUCUCGAUCUAGACUAUAAACCGUCUAUAUAUAAUUUGGUAGGGGUGGGCAUUCGGUCGGUUCGAUUUCGACCGAACCGAAGUUAUGAAUACCGGGUCCCCGAAUUCUCCCAAACAUCAAACUGAAUUCGAACCGAAUUAUAAUUCAGUUCGGUUCGGUUUUGCACACAAAACCGAAUUUGAGAGGCUACUUGUACCUUAUCACUUUUAAAUUAUUUUUCACCCCUAAUAUAAAUAAUAAAUAUGCAAUUAUAUGCAUCAUCAAUGAUAAAAUCAAAGUUUUCAA